This is a messenger RNA of Desarmillaria tabescens, 2888 nucleotides long. RefSeq lists its product as uncharacterized. NCBI's taxonomy places the organism in Eukaryota, Fungi, Basidiomycota, Agaricomycetes, Agaricales, Physalacriaceae. The coding region runs from base 202 to 2805 and encodes 867 amino acids. The record is from RefSeq and is a predicted model, not a curated record. Gene Ontology annotation, molecular function: nucleic acid binding. Gene Ontology annotation, cellular component: nucleus. The transcript has 6 exons.
CAAAGGCGCUGGACGAGCCCGAGAGCAAGGAUCACCGUACACUAAUCGUGGUAGAGGGGGAGAUCGCGGCGGCCGUGGUCGUGGUCGUGGAAGAGGCGGAUUUCACCCUGCAACAGAUACAGAUUUCGUUGUACAGAUGUGUACGAUCUUUCCACACAAUUACUCUGUCAUUAUCUAAACCGUAGGGGAUCAGAUGGCGAGAUGUCAGGAGGUUAUCAUACACCUCAAGGACAAGGACGAAGAGGCAUAGGGUCACCUCCUUCAAACUACAAUUCUUACUCUGCGCCUUCACCAGGAUACUAUUCUCCUAGAGGAAGAGGCAGAGGAGGACGUGGUGCGAGAAGUCGUGGAGGUAGCAAUGGGCCGUUGUCCAAGCUACUUUAUGAAGACAGGCCAUAUUUGAGGCCAAUUAAAUUUGUCCCCUCUGUGAAUACCCGCAUUCUGUUCCAGGAGCAAGAGGAAAUACUCAAACCGGUCGUCGAGGAUGUUGGUGAUGAGGAAGAGAGCCACGUCCCCACCGCAGAACGUGUUGCUCGCGUUUUCAGUGGUGUAUCCAAGCCGACUGCACAUAGAGAUGACUCAGUCGAUGAUGUCGAAUGCUUGGAAGAGAUAGAUUUCAACGAUCUGUCUGCUUUCCAGCAAAAGGUUGACAUGGAAGCCAGAUCGACAACCCAACUUAACCGCGCACAGCAGGUCGAUGUCGAAGAGAAAUUCACUGGCGCUUUCUUUGACACGACAGCAUUGAAGGAAGUCGCCACUUCCAUCCCUAAAUCCCAUGCCUCUCAGGACGACGUGAUACAGGAUAAUACCGCAGAAUCUGCACCUGUCGGUAUGAUCAGCUCGAUCACUGUCCACACGACAACCGAGGCUGUGGUCACACUGGAAACACCUACCCUGGAGGAACCCGACCCAGAAGGUCAGCCAGCAUCGGCAGAAUCAACAAGUACCCCAACUGAGGUACAGCCAGGUCCUCCUUCUAUGGACGAUGACAUUGUUGUCCUUGCCUUGACGAAAAAAGUGCACGCAUCACCUCCCUUACAGGCAGCGGACGAUAGGGAAUCAGUCAACACGCAAGAUGAGGAGCCACCAUUGUUUUUCGUUGAUACUACACCAGCACCAACGCCUAUUAUUGCAUCAACCUCCACUUCUUUAGUCGUCCCUCUAGGUGCUGCUACUCCUGAGGAAGACGAUGUCAUUGUAUACGAAGGGCCUCUCCCUCGUUCUGGAGUAGCCACACCCGUCUCGUCCAAGCCAAAAACUUUUGCUCUUCCUUCACUGUCCUUCUCGCCCUCACCGCGGAAGCUCGCGAGGCGCCCUCAUCCUGCUCACAGUAAAACGAAGAGCAAGCUAAAGGAACGCCGGCAAGCCGCAUGGGUGCGCCAACACAGGGAAAGCGAGUCUUUCGCUGCUCUUGGUGCUAAUGUGGCGGAUGCACAGUUGUAUGAAGACAAAGAUCCAAGGCAUGACGAAAGGCGAAGAGGAGAUUCUGACGUUGACUGGGGAGAUGAUACUGACAACGAAGUAGACGAAGUUGCAAAUGGUGUUGAUGGGAUGGACCUUGACCCAGAAAUUGAUUGGGAUGUAGAGGCGAUGAAGCGAUUCGUAGGCGGAUUGCAUGAAAACUCGAAGACGAUAGAUGAUAUCGACGAUGAGGAGAGAAUGAGGGAGGAAGACGAAGAAGAUAGCGAUAGCCAAAGCGAAGAUGACGACGAUGAAGAUGAAGAAAGCGUCCGCCGGGCUAUUGAGGAAGGCGAAGCUAGAAUGCUUGGGGAUAGUGACGCUGAUGAAGAAGAUGUUAGCCCCGACUUCAGUUUCCAGACGCGAUUACAACAAAUGCGUGAAUUUUCACGAAGUAAACAAGCUGAAAACAGGGGCCAGGGUGACAACGAUGGCGAUUCAAGCGACGACGAGGAUGUUUUCUUCCGGAACAAAACAUGGGCAGAAAAAGACGAUGAUUUCAUCGCGCAUAUACGCGGCAUACUAGACGAGGCCGAGUCAGUUCCUACGGGGGUGGAACACCAGAAGAAAAAGCAGGUCUUUAACGCUAUCCACAAUGGUAACUCUGACGAACUUGAGUGGAUGACACAAGCUAAGCGGAAAAAAGAUAAAUACAAAGACCUUCCACCAGAACUCCAAGAGCAAUGGGAAAAGGAUCGACAAAAGAAAGCUGAGUAUAAACGCGAACGCGAAGCAUCCCGCCUCAUUCAAGCUGCAGACCCAUUAGCAGUCAAGAAAGGAGGAAAGAAGGGUCAGAAGGCCAUGCUAGCAGCUACUCGAUUGGAUCCUACUAUCACUGUCGUCCCCAAUCGCAUAAUCGACAUGACGACUCUCGUGCAGCAGAUCAGGCGCUUUAUCGCGGACAUAGACGGUACACAGACAAUGAGCCUACCCCCAACGGAUAAAGCGACUAGGAAAAAGGUUCAUGAACUAGCGCUUGCUUUCAAUUUAAAGAGCCUUAGUAAAGGAAAGGGGGACGCGAGGUAUACGACGUUGACAAAGACGACGAGGACGGGUACCAAAAUCGACGAAGCCAAGGUUUCAAGGAUAGCGCGGAGGGGAGGUGAUUUUGGCAACGAGUUUGUCAACAAGAAAGGCAAGGGUAAAGGGAAAUUAAUGCCGAGGCAUAAGGAUGGGGAUGAAGUUGGCAAGGAAGCGCCAAGGAUUGGAGAGUCGAACAUUGGGUUCAGGAUGCUAGCUUCGAUGGGUUGGUCUGAGGGUGACCAUAUUGGCAUUUCGGGAGGCUUGAAGGAUCCAGUAACAGCUGUGAUAAAAACCACAAAGUUAGGAUUGGGAGCUACAAAAUGAGAGGAAGUCAAUGUAUGGAGGCAAUAUUUCUAGAUUUGAAUGAUAUCGUUGUGCCCGGUAACCAAACCGGUGACUCAUUUUAC